AUGGAUACACCAGGCGCUUCGGCCUUCGGGCCUCCGCGAGGCCCCGCCCCCCAGCAAACCCUUGCGGGCCUGGGUCUCGAUCCGCGGCUCAGUUGCGGCCUUGCCGCGGAGGCCGGACGCGCCGCCGCGCCGCCCCAGUCUCUGCCGCCGGGGGGGCGCGUGCGGCAGCCGGGGAUGGGGGGCGAGCGUGGCUCAUUCCACGAGCUGCAGGCGGCGGCUUUCCCGGCGCCUUCCCCGCACUCUGGCGGCGUCCCUCUCGGCGCAAAUGAGGCCCUGAGUCAGCUCUCCGCGCAGCUUCUCGCAGCGCAGAGCGUGCAGCGGCGCCCCGAAAACGCGGCGCCAGUCAAUCCGGCUCUGUCACCCCUGCUGCUCCAGCAGCUGCAAGUCGCCGCCACGUUGGAUCCCUCGUCCCUCGCAUCGCUGGCACGGCCUGUCCUGGAGGCGCGGGAGCGCGUGGCGGGCGAUGCUGAGCACGCGACCGCCAGCGGGGCCCUGAUCGGUGCCGCGGGGAGCGCGUCGCUGUCUCUGCAGCAGCGAGUGCUUCAGCAGAGAGAGCGGGCUGCGGCGUUCGCGGCGAUGAACGAGGCCCUGGCGGCCUCGUCGCUGGCAGGCGCGGCUGGAUCCCGAGAAGAGACUCCUGCCCUCUCCCACGCCGCUUUUUCCGUCGGGCAUGCGUCGCCGACGGGCCCGCCCCUGGGCCUCGCCCCUGGCGAGGGGCUGGCCUUCCGGCAGGCAGGAGACGACAAGCUAGGGGAAGGAGAUUGGAGUCACUUCGGCCGAAAAGACGGCGCAGAAGGCGCCUUUCGGGGGACGGGAGUCGGCGGCGGUCCUGCGCUCCAGGCGAGUUCACGAGGGCGGCUGACUGGGGAGGAUGCGCGAGACGUCCUCUUGCGGCUGUCUCAACAGGCGAACCUGCCGUUGAAUCCUCAGGCGCUUCUACCAGUGCAGCGCCAGCAGCAGCUCGCGUCUUCCGCUCUCUAUCCUGUGAACGCUUUGUCGCCCUCACAUGCUUCUGGCUUGUCGUCUCUGGCGCACCCGUCGCUGGGGCACCCCCUAGGGGGCAGUUUAGGGCAGGCACAGGACUCGAAGGCCCUUCCGCUGCCGUCUUCCGCGGCCUUGCGGCGCUCCGCUUCCUCGUUUCCCUCGUCGGCUCUGCCUCUGCGAGCGGCUGCUGCUUCGCAUGCGUCCGGCGAGCCGUCUGUGGCCUCCCCUGCGCUCGCCUUGGCCUCUCAGAGUGAGAGAGACAGGAUUUUGCUUCUCGGGCAGCAGCAGCUUCUGACAGCGAGGCACGAGAGCCGCGGAGACCUCCCGCACGGCGAAACGCACGGUCUCACGGCCGCCGGCGAACUCGAUCUCGAGAGAGAGGAAGGCAGGCGCGCGCAGUCGUCGCGGGCGAACGCCAAGCCAGGGAGGAAACGCGGCGAAGGGGAUGCCCCAAGAAGCAGAGGGCGACCUCUGAAGAGCCGGAGUCUUGUUAACCUGUCGGGAGGAGACCCUGGCGAUGCCGGCGCAGCUUCGCUGUUGCCCCAGGCCAUACAGGUCGACUCGCGCCUGCAUGCGGCGGUCGGCGGCUACGAGGCAGGUGCGCCGGAGCUGGCGCAGCACGACGAGGGAGCACACAGGAAGCGCGCCGCCGUGGCUCACGGCGCGCGAGGCUCUCUCACGACGGCUGGCGCUGCAAGGGCGAAUAGCGACGGACGCGACGGAGACGCGCCCGUUGCAUGCGCCUCCGCUGGAGGACGUGCUUCUCUGAGUGCGGCGGACGCUGCGCCUGUGGCCUCUCGCGCCGCGCUUACAACCGACCCUUCCUCUGGUCCUUUGCCUGUGGGGGCGCGGCGAAGCGUUGCGCCCUCCUCUCCGGCAGGCACCGGCGCGAAGCUGCGCGGAGACAGUCCCCCCGCGCUCUCGGCGGGCGAGGCAGGCCGGAAAAGGAGGGCGGGGAGGCUUUCCGAGCCUUUGGGGCUGCGCCACGAGACCCUCCACGACGCGGCUGGCGGCCCCGGGGGCGCUGGGGGAAGAGGCGGCGAAGGGGGAGAGCGGCAGCUGGGCUCCAGAAGGGGGUCGGUUGACUCCACCGUGAGCCCCGAAGAGUGGCGUUCGCUCAUCCCUGCCGACAUCUACGACGGCGCCUUCUCGCUGACACACUCCAGCACUCCGCCGCCGUCAACGCCUCAGCAGCUUCCGUCGCCGCCACCGGAGCUCGCGGAUGGCGGAUUCAGUGCGUCAGCCUCUACGCAUCAACUUCCACUCAGUCCCCUCAGCGGUGCUCCCUCGUCGUGCGUGCCUGGCGCUUCGCCCGCGGAGCCACGCGCUUCGGCGCCGUCCCGCUCGGCGGUCUCGCCGGCCGACGAGGCGGCAGCUCUCCGCGCAGUUCUCGCGGCCCUAGGGGGAGACGAAGACCAACCGGCAGGGGCCGCUCGCUCGGGUGCGUCGCCCUUUGGAGCGUCCCCGGGCUGUCUGGGGGCCUCGCGCACGCUCUCGACGUUCUUUGAGCACCUCCUCGCAGUCGACGUCACGGCCGCUGCGUCGUCGUUUGUGCGGCGCAACAGCGGCUCCUCGAAGCCCAACACGGGCCUGCCGCCCGUCAAUGCGACCCAGCGGCUCCACGCGCUCCAGAGACUCUGUGCCUCCCUGACCGCGGCGCUGCACGUUCACCAGGCGCUGCGACUCGAGGCCGGCAUGCGCGUCGGCGGGACCUUCAGCGCUGAAGAGCUCGAGCAGAGUGUCUCCUCGCCCCCCGCAGCCGGGCCCUACGGCCUGGAGUGGGACCGCGAGGGGGGCGGCGACGGGAGAGGGCCGGAGGCGCGCCCGGCAGACAAGGCCCCUAGGGAGGGCUGCGGGGUGUGGCGAGGAGGCGUGGGGCCCCAGAAUCUGCCGAUUUUCUUGAGGGUGCGGCAGGAGCAGUACCUUCAGCAAAGGCGAGACUGGAGCGCGGCGUUUCCGGACCCCUACGACGACGACGAGGAAGGGGGGACUGCGCUCUUGUCCGCGGCGCUGGAGAGAGGCGACGACUUGCGAGUCUCAGGCGAACGGGGACAGGGCGAAGAGGGAGGAGGCAACAGGAGGCUCGUGGGACAGAAAGUAUCCAAGAACGUGCUGGAGUCUCUUCUCGCGUCCUCGCCGACAGCGGUGCUAGACUGUCCGCAUCGAAGUCCAGCAGGAAACGAUUCGACACAAGGCGACGCAGCGACAGCUCAUGCGCGAGGAGCAGAUGCAAGUCAGCGCGCAGGGGGCUUGAGCCGCGGCGGAAAGGGACGAGACGCAUCUGCCCUCGCGAAAGCAGACAGAGACAUAAAGGCACGCGCGCUCCCACUUUUUUUGCAAGCGAACGCGACACAGCCGGAAAAGCCAACGCGUGGUGCGGGAAUGGACGACGUGAAGACAGAGAGAGCGGACGGGGAAUACCAGAAAGAAGGCGAAAAGCGGGCAGCCCAGAAAGAUGGCGCGAAGCUAGAAAGCCAAAGAGAUGGCAAAGAGCACGGCCUUGCUCUCGGGUUCGGAGGGGGCGAGGGGGGACAGCGAGAAGAGCACAGAGAAACCGCUGAGGAGAGUGAAUCUCCUUUUGUGCCUAACAGCCGCACACAGGCGGGAGCGUCCGUUGCUCCAGCCCUAUGUCCGGCGGCGGAUGUGCAAGCCCUAGAGGCCGACGUGGUCGAGGCCAAGGAACAGAGACAGCUCGGGGAGGAGCGAGAGGGCGAGCGGCAGCUAAAGAGAAAGAAGAGGCACGAGAAGGGUGAGAAGAAGAAAAAGAAGAGGAUUCUGUCGGCUGAGUUUGCGGAGCUGGUCGAGGAGGGAAUAGAGAAAAAGAAGAAAGGCCGGGGGAAGCGGGUCAACGCACAUAGUGAGUGCUCAGAUUCCGACUCUGAGUUUUCUCCUGAAGAAGAGAGCGAGGACGAUCGAGACUGCAAGCGAAAGCGACAACGCUGCAAGAAAGGAGACGACGACGAUCUCUUCGUUCCUCCUUUGUCUCGUCACGUCGCAGCACCUCCGCCGGAUUCCUCGGCAGACCCCCCGGCUCCAUUGCCCUCUGGAGCGCCCAAGGGGGAGGUCGACUGUGAGGAGAGGCGGAAGAAGGCCUCGAGGGAUUCCUCCAUGGUAACCGCUGUGCUUCGCAAGAGGGAGAAGAAAGCCUCUUCUUCGGCGUCUUUAUCUUCGGCGCCCGCACCGGGGUCUGCGGGAGGGAGUGCAUCGCGCCGGGGUGAUGAGGCGGCAUCAGCUACCAGGAAUAUUUCCACGUUUCUCAACUCCAGUCGAUUCCGCAUUCCCAGAAAGAAGACCGGCCUUCUGGACAGUCUGCUGGAAGAGGCAGCGAAAGAAGAGAAGACUUCUCUCUCUCACGACAGCGGUACCCCGGCGGGCUCUCGCGGGGCGGAGCAAGGCCCCGACGGGACUUCGGCAGGAGGCAAGAGGGACAGCCGGCAGAGCCUCGAGGAGAUCGAUCCCUGGUCUCCUAGUCCACCUUCGCCUCCGCAUCAGAAGCCCGCGAAUGCCCCCAAGAGCGAGCCCACGGCGCAUGCGGAACUCCUGGCUGCGCCAGCUUCUUCGGUCUCUGUUUCCUAUCCGCGGCCGCUCCACCAUCCGCCUCCUCCCCCGCCCCCGCCAGCCUUUCUGCCGCAUGCACACGCGUUCGGCGCUUCGCGCUACGGCCGAGGCCCGCCGCUCUCCACGCCGGUGGGGCCUGGGGCGCAGUGGGGUGAUAGAGCCCAACGGGCCGGCGCUCGGGCUGGGGACGGCGGGGGCCCCUCUGGAGACGCGAGUAGCGGCGGGGGGAUGCUUGCAGGGCCGAACCGAACGCUGCGCAGAGAGCGCGGAAAUCGCGGCGGGACGGGCCCCUGCCAGCAGCGAACGACUCACGGGAGUGCCUCGUUCUGGUCAGCGAAUGGAAGUUCUCACGCCGUCGAGGGAGUCAGAGGCUUGGAGCACAGCAGAGGGCCUCCGAAUCCUCUUCAGCGCGGCCCGCACUUGGGCGACUCCGGCGGCGCCAAGCCACCUGCGCCGCCGCCUCCGCCUCCGCCUUCGUCUGAUUCGCAGUUCCUGUCGCGGCCGCCGCCUCACAGCCUGCAGCAUGCCGCGGGGCCGCCGUCUUCAGCGUUCGCUGAGGGAGGAGGAGGGAUCUCCUCGUACUUUCCUUCGCGAGGAAGCUUUUCGCAGUACAGCGAGCCCAGCGCGAGGCCGCUGGGCGGCGGCGACAGAGAGCGGGGGAAGCUGCAUCUCCAGGGGAGACGCGAAGACUCUUUUGAGGCUCGAGUUCAUCACCACGUGGGGUAUCAGGGCCGCAGCGUCUCUGCAUCACGAGUCGGCGCGGAAGGGCCCGAGACGGACGAAGAGGAAGAGGGACAAGUCUCCGAUGAUGACUGGGGCGCGGGCGACAGCCAGGCCCGAAGAGAAACGACCGCCGCGGGGGGAGAAGGGCCUCCCCCCAAGCAGCGAGCGAGUGGACGAGGGGGCGGGCAUUUAGGCUACAGGGGCGUCCGCGCGGCGCCGCAGAGGGAAAGCGACGAGAAAGAAGAGGGAGAAGAAGAAGCGGACGAAGCCUGA
This is a messenger RNA of Besnoitia besnoiti, 5538 nucleotides long. RefSeq lists its product as uncharacterized. Lineage: Eukaryota; Apicomplexa; Conoidasida; Eucoccidiorida; Sarcocystidae. The record is from RefSeq and is a predicted model, not a curated record. The transcript has a single exon. The coding region runs from base 1 to 5538 and encodes 1845 amino acids.